This is a messenger RNA of Anthonomus grandis grandis, 1075 nucleotides long. RefSeq lists its product as uncharacterized. The record is from RefSeq and is a predicted model, not a curated record. The transcript has 3 exons. NCBI's taxonomy places the organism in Eukaryota, Metazoa, Arthropoda, Insecta, Coleoptera, Curculionidae. Bases 216 to 980 code for a protein of 254 amino acids.
ACCUGUUUCAUAAACCAUACUGAUAAUAUUAGCUAUUAAUAUUAGUCUCAUAAAUUAAUAAUAUUAGUAUGCUUUUUUCUGUUUCAUAAAAAUAUAUAUUAGACUAAUAAAAGUGAAGACUAAUAAUAUUAUUUUACUAGUCAGCUGUUUACAAGUUAGUGAGGUUUUGUCAUAAUUUGCGGUGCGGUUCCAUUAAGUGGCGUUAAAUUUGCAUAAUGUCUAAAAUAAGAAGUAAAAGAUCGGAAAAGCAAGUUAAGCAACAAAACUUUCUCCGAAAAAUUAAAGACAUGAAAGAUAGUCUAUUUGGACAGUUUUCUACCACACUGACCAAGGAAACAAAAAGAUCCGCAUGGAUGGAAGUUAGGGACUAUGCGGUUUCUAUUGGAUUGAUUACAUGCGAGAAAGACUACACCUACGUGCGUGAUGCUACUUGGCCUAAUAUUCGGAACCGAACAAUGAUCAAACUUGAUAACGCAAAAAAAACUGGAUCAGAUGGCGGCCCCAAUUCGAAACUUGAUGACACCGACAAGCUAGUAAUUGAAAUAAUUGGAAAAAACUCUCCAGUUAUAGAAGGAAUCGGGGUCGCGGAUUCAAUGGAGGAAGAGGUUGUAACCCAAACUCUACCGACUAAUACUGAGACAUUACCUGAUGUAACAGAGAUAAAAGAGGAUGUGGGAAAUACAUUUGAAGAUGUCGUAAGCCCACCGCUGAAGUCCCAAAAGUUAACAAGAGGAUGUCUUAAGAGAAAAAUCAUUGUCCAAAAUUCCAAUGAAACAAAAUACCUCGAGGACCUCAAGAGAAAAAAACUUGAACUAGAAGUCCGAAAAUUGGAGUUGGAAGUGUGGGAUAAAGAAAGGUCACUUAAUGUAAGUCACUGUAACCUUACAAGCCAUAUUGAAGAGCAAAAGGACACACAAAAUAUUACUGAAUAUAUUUUAAAUGAAGAAGGUGAUGUAAUCGGUAUUAAUGAAAAACUAUGACUGAUUAAAAAAAAAUUGUUAUCUAUCUAAAUAAAAAAGGUAAAUAAAGAACAAUUUUGCAUUUAAAAAAAUAUAUUGUAGUUUCUUUUAUACGU